Cladophialophora immunda is the source of this 784-nucleotide messenger RNA. RefSeq lists its product as uncharacterized. The record is from RefSeq and is a predicted model, not a curated record. The transcript has a single exon. Bases 32 to 784 code for a protein of 250 amino acids. Lineage: Eukaryota; Fungi; Ascomycota; Eurotiomycetes; Chaetothyriales; Herpotrichiellaceae.
AGUUAAACAACGGACAGCCUUACACCACGCAAUGGCAGACUCUGAAAGCUGUCACCUCUCCUUCAAUGACUCCAAGAAUCUGCGUGCCGUCUCUGACAUUGUCAUCAAAACCUUGAGCAUUCAUAUAGCCUCAGUCAGCCUAUUCGGCCACCAUAUGUCUCUCUGCAGAAUCCCGUCCACGCGGCUGGCAGUUUGCAUGCUGCUCGGAUUUGCCGUCGCGCCCGUUAGCGUCCUCGCUCUGUUUAUAUGCCGAGUCGUCAAGCUCCUAUAUUGCAGACGGCCAGGCGCAACGUGGCAGUAUCGUCUCUCGGCAUGUUGUGGUGUUUGGGCAUCACUCGAGGAUCCUACAGAGUCAGCAAGCAAAAACAGGACUAUACCCCUCUACUAUAUUGCUCCGCGCGAUGUCGAGUCUAAGAAACAGAAAUACGACCAGAAAUGGACGGGCAGCAUUUUCCUGCUUCUAGUUGGCUGGGUUCAAGCCUCCCUCACCUCUUUCCUCUACUUCCGACGGUUGCAUACGAACGCUUGCUCGUACCUUGACAUUGUCAAUGGAACGCUGGCAUUGGGCUCGUUCCUCACCCAAACCUUCUCACUCAUCAUCAUACUCCUCAACACCAAGUGGCAGUCCAAUUCGACAGACGCUCAGUUCGGCACCUGGAAUGGAAUUCGAAUGAGGAAAGUCUUCCAUCUUCUGAGACGACCAAAGGAUUUGAACCCAGUGGUUUGCUGGGUUGGAAGACUGCAUCAAGAAGAGCUCUUGAGCUUGGUGUCGAAACCCUCGUGA